AGGCUGCGAGGUGGAGAGCAGCGGUGGGGGUCUUCGGCGCUUACUGCUGCGGCUUUGGCACGGCAGCAGCUCUCCAGCGGAGUUGGCUGAGCUGCGGCAAGUGCUUCAAGGCUUUGACAGGUCCGGAGAACCGCUGGAUGGACCUCUGCUGGGAAUGGCGGCAGCACAAUGUGCUCGACUGGGCGAUGGGAAACCUUUGAAUCUGAUCUGCACCUUUGCAGCCUCACGUUUAGAAGUGUGUGGCGCACGUGCAGUGGUUGAGAUGGCACAGGCGGCGUUGACGUUGGGCUGCAUGGAACCGUUGUUUCUGCGGGCCACGAUGACCUUCUUCGCUUCCGUGCCCAGCUUCGCGAGCAGUCGUGAUGUGGCAGCUGCAGCCAAGGUGCUGCACCAGAGCUUUCGAGAGCCUGUGGUGUUGGACCGCGAAGGCGCUCUUCGCGGCUUGGCCGAGGCAGCCAGACCUUUCUUCGAAGGACCCAGCAAUGCCACCUCGGCAAUCGUCCGAGAUGCUGUGGAGUUUAUGCACGCGAGUGCGCAAGCUGCAGGAAGCCAAGAUCUUUUGCUCAAUGGACCAGAAGUGGAGACCGUCGAAGGCUCUUUUUCCAUCGUGCUGCACUUCCUCCGCCGGAAUUUGCACUUGGCUUCGGCCAAAGACUCCUCGAUGGUGGCUGGCACCUUGGCGACCCUCUGGGAGGUCUUGCCGCAGAUCAGAGAGACCUUACUUUGGCCUUGUCUUGAGGACGUGGCUCAAAGUGCACGCUUCAAAAGCGACAACUUUUCCUGCCAGGACUUGGCCUCGGUGGCUCAAGCCUUUGCGAAGCUCGAACGGCCCAAUGACGUCUUCGCGGACG
This is a messenger RNA of Durusdinium trenchii, 851 nucleotides long. NCBI's taxonomy places the organism in Eukaryota, Dinophyceae, Suessiales, Symbiodiniaceae. The record is from the annotation of a GenBank genome assembly.